GUUGCUCAAGGCAAGCAUCAGGCAGAGAGCUUCAGCCGAAGAGAGUGGCCUCCCGCUCGAACCAUCAGCGGCAUUUUGGCGGAGGAGAGUGCCAACCUGCAGCCAGGGGUUAAACUGGGCGAAAAUUUCCUGUUCCUACUGCGAAACACCUCUGUCUUCUUCAGGAGUCUUCUACGGAAGAAUCUGUCCAACAUUACUGCGCUUGAACGGAUCAUGGAAUACCGCGACUGCAAAGAGGGGUUUUGUGGCAUGUGAUAUGGGGAUUGGCGAGCGUCGGGGAUGCGAUACUAGAAUGAGAGAGAAAGAGGGCGUUCGUUAGUUCUCCGGCGUCAUAGCUAACGUUAGCCACUACUGAUAGCUACUAGUGUAUCAAGCGAGCACCAACCUUAGCCAGUUUGGUAGAAUAUUUGGAUCCUCUCGUAUUUGGCUGUGCGCGUCCUUUGCGCUGUCUUACUGGCUGUAUAACUGAUAGCUGGCUAAUUAUCUAGCUUCCCCAUCUACUGAACUGUAGCUAGCCAGCUACCAGCCAUCAUACAAGACAUCCCCUUAAGCCGCAAAGAUAAUGCGUUCAGAUAUGUGUUGAAUAUUUUAUGCCUGUUAUUAUUUUGAAACCCACUGUUAUAUAUUGAAAGGGAGAGAAGAGAGCAGCAGACGAGCGGCGUGCUCCCAGCAAUGCCGAUUGGGAUGUCCAGUUGGAUGUGAACAGCGGCGAAGUGGCGACACGGCACUCCGCGGACGAACUCAGUUUUUGCUUCUGGACUUUUCUUGGUGGAAGUUGCUUGGUUAAAACACUUUUGUUCGAAACAUUUGUUGGAGGCGAAGAUGGGAUUUUUUGUUCAUUAAUGACAUAAACUGACAAUCUGGAGGAAAACUCCAUUACAAAGCCGUGUACAUUUCAUUGCAGCUCGCAUGAUAAUAAGCACACAGUUGCUUUUGGUAGCUCAUAGCUAGCUAAGUAGCAAGCUCGCUGAAUUGCCUUUGAAACUUGACAGCAUAAAACGAUGGCGAACGACUCCAUACAAAGCGACCCCGGCGGGCUGUCGGUCCUGGAGCAGCUGGGCCUGGAGCAGAGCUCGGACUUCUCGGACACCAGCGUGCAGCUGCGGCUGGACGAGCAGCGGGAGCGGAUCCGCCGCGAGAUCCGCAAGGAGCUGAAGAUCAAGGAGGGCGCGGAGAACCUGCGGCGCGCCACCACCGACAAGCGCAACGCGCAGCAGGUGGACAGCCAGCUGCGCAGCUCCAGCCGCCGGCUGGACGAGCUGCACGCGCAGCUGCAGGAGCUGGACGCGCACAUCGUGGUCAAAGACCCCGACGACAUCCGCGACGAUGCCCCACAGUCCCCCGGGGCGCUCAGCCGCUCGUCCGCUCACCAGGACCGCGUCACGGCGCUGGAGCGCCAGCUCAACAUCGAGCUCAAGGUCAAGCAGGGGGCCGAGAACAUGAUCCCCAUUUACGCCAACGGCUCAGCCAAGGAUAAGAAGCUGCUCCAGACCGCCCAGCAGAUGUUGCAGGACAGCAAGACCAAGAUCGACAUCAUCCGCAUGCAGAUCCGCAAGGCCAUGCAGGCCACCGAGCAGCUCAGCGAGGACAUGCAGGGGAAGCCUGACCUGUGUGGAGUGGAGCUGCGUAUUGAGGAGCUGAGGCAUCAUUACCGUGUGGAGCACGCGGUGGCCGAGGGCGCCAAGAAUGUACUGAGACUGCUGGGGGCCAGCAAGGUCCAGGACAAAAAAGCCAUGUCUGAGGCCCAGCGUCGUCUGAGCGAGUCAUCGCAGCGGUUGGACCUGCUGAGGGACUCUCUGGACCAGCGGCUGGCCGAGCUGCCUGAGGACCACCCCAAGGCCUGCCUCAUCAAGGAGGAGCUCGUCCUGGCCUCCUCCCCGGCCUUCAGCUCCCGCCACGGCGCCCCCUACCUGCGCAACCAGUACAGCACCCUCAGCAAGCCAUCCCCUCUCACAGGCACUCUGCAGGUGCAGCUGCUGGGCUGUGUGGGGGUGCUGGAGGUGGUGCCAGGGCGGAGUCGGGGCACGCCCGUGAUGCUGCCCUGCUACAGCCCGGGGGAGGGGCGGUCCUUCAUGCGCAGCAGCAAGGGCCUGUACAGCCGCAGCGGCAGCAUGAGCGGGAAGGCGCCCGGCAAGAACGACGACCUGUCCUCGGAGGUGAGCGCCGUGCUGAAGCUGGAGAACUCGGUGGUGGGCCAGACGGCGUGGAGGACGGUCGGGGAGCAGGCCUGGGACCAGACCUUCACUGUGGAGCUGGAGAGGUCCAGGGAGAUGGAGAUCGCGGUGUACUGGAAGGACUACAGAUCCCUGUGUGCCCUUAAGUACCUGAAGCUGGAGGACUUCCUGGACAACCAGAAGCACCGUGUGCAGCUUGAGCUGGAGCCGCAGGGGCUGCUGCUGGCUGAGGUGACCUUCUUAAACCCGACCAUAGACAGGGUUCCGCGGCUGAAGAGGCAGAAGAAGGUCUUCUCCAAACAGCACGGCAAGGCUUUCCUGCGCGCUCGGCAGAUGAACGUGGACAUCGCCACCUGGGUGCGGCUGCUGAGGAACGCCAUCCCCACCGUCAACAACACGGGCACCUACAGCCCCAACACACACUCACAGAAUGCUGGGGACAUCUCAAUGGAGAAGCUGAGCCUGGACAGCGACACACCCCCAAGACCAGAGACCCGCAGAGACACAGACACAAGCACCCCGGAGCACCUGCCACCGGUCGAGCCCUUCUCUCCCCCUGACGUCACCCCUGAACGCCCCAACAGAACCCCGUCUGGCAGCUCACAGCACAGUAAACAGAAGAAGACCCCCCUGUGUCUGCCGGACUUCCGGCUGAUUGCUGUGCUGGGCAGAGGGCAUUUUGGCAAGGUGCUGCUAUCCGAGUACAAGAAGACGGGUAGCAUGUACGCCAUUAAGGCUCUGAAGAAGGGGGACAUUGUGGCUCGGGAUGAAGUGGAGAGUCUGAUGUGCGAGAAGCGGAUCUUCGAGACGGUGAACAGCUCCCGCCACCCGUUCCUGGUCAACCUGUUCGCCUGCUUCCAGACCCCGGAGCACGUGUGCUUCGUCAUGGAGUACACGGCCGGCGGCGACCUGAUGAUGCACAUCCACUCGGACGUCUUCACCGAGCCGCGCGCCGUGUUCUACUCGGCCUGUGUGGUCCUGGGGCUGCAGUUUCUUCACGACCAUAAGAUUGUGUACCGGGACCUUAAAUUGGACAAUCUGCUGCUGGACACAGGCGGCUACGUAAAGAUCGCGGACUUCGGACUGUGUAAAGAAGGGAUGGGCUACGGCGACAGGACCAGCACGUUCUGCGGCACGCCCGAGUUCCUGGCCCCGGAGGUGCUGACCGACACGUCCUACACCAGGGCCGUGGACUGGUGGGGGCUGGGCGUGCUGGUGUACGAAAUGCUGGUCGGGGAGUCCCCUUUCCCCGGCGACGAUGAGGAGGAGGUGUUCGACAGCAUCGUGAAUGACGAGGUCCGGUACCCGCGGUUCCUCUCCACUGAAGCCAUCGGCAUCAUGAGGCGGCUGCUGCGGCGGAACCCGGAGCGCCGCCUGGGCUCCAGCGAGAAGGACGCCGAGGACGUCAAGAAGCAGCCCUUCUUCAGGGGUGUAGACUGGGAGGCCCUCCUGCAGCGGAAGCUGCCUCCGCCGUUCGUGCCGUCGAUCGGGGACAAAGAGGACGUCAGUAACUUCGACGAGGAGUUCACUGCUGAAGCCCCCGCCCUUACCCCGCCCCGGGAACCUCGCACCCUGUCCCGCAAGGACCAGGACUGCUUCAGAGACUUCGACUAUAUCUCAGACCUCUGCUAGGGCCAUCGAAGGGAGGGGAGGGGGGAGGGGAGGGGCGGCGGCAUUACGGCCUGUCUGUCCGUCACAGGGGACUGAGGGGGUGUCUGGAACUCCAAACUGUGACUGGGAGGCUGGAGGAGCCAAGGGAGGAUGUGUCUAUCUAUCUGUCUGUCUGACUGUCUGUCUGUCUGUAAUUUCUACACUGUGACUUGGAGAGUGUAUCUCUGAGGAGGAUGGGGGGAGGUGUGUGUGAAGACUUGCCUGGUCUCUGUCUGCCGUUCGCUCGGGUUCUUCACUGUGACUGAGGGGGGAGGAGGGUUGUAGGGGAGCCCGUCUGCGCUGAAGAGUCUAUGAGCGGGCGAGGCGAAGAUCGGUAGUGAGGGUUGAUUGACGUUUUUAGUCCUUCCCUACACUGUGCCUGAAGGAAGAAUCCCUUUUAGGAGCUAGGAUGGAGGGAUCCAGUAAGGGAACACUCGGUAGGGGGAGAGGGAGGUUCACAUGAGGAAAAUUUUCCCAGAAGGAGAAGCUGAGGACUGAGAGUGGAGGUUCAGUCCCACUGUGAAUUUAGAAUGUUAUUUGAAAAUGCAUUCCUCUUCCCCCAUUUUGCCUUUCUCUUCCGUCUUUCCGUUGUCUGAACCUGUUUUUGUCCCGGUUGUCCAGUGUGCUCGUAUUCUCCUUCCUCACCCUCUCCUUUCUCUCUCUGUUUGCAUAGGGACAGCCAAAGCGUUUUUAGUACUCGCGUGUACGGGCACAGGGGGGGACCCCUAAAAGAGGGAAAAGGUAGACCUGUCUUCACCCUGUGACCAAACGAAAUGCCGAAUAGGGAGACUGUGGGGAGGUUGUUAGCACUGACUGAAGCCUUAAUCUUUUUGAAGGUCGGGAGUAGUAGGGUUUUAUUUCGGAAGGGACGCACGUCUCCCCCGAACAGUGGUUCUCAGAAAACUUGCAAAAUGGCGGCGUAUUUGAUAUGAUUUGAGUGCGACGGAUCAAAGGAGGGACGAUAUGCUGUUUUGUAACAUGUUCAAUCAACCUUGCAUGAGGCAGCAGCUGCAAUCCUUUCACACUGCAUUACAAAAGAAGAAAAAUACAAGAAAGCAUUUUCACGUUAUUAAACGGCCUGGGCGAAUUGCAUUCUGGGCCAUGCAUGCUACCCUUAUGACUAGAUGCAUUGAAAACCACUGGUCUGGGGAGAAGCACUCGCUCUCCAGCACACUAGAUCCCUAGGGAUGCUAUGAAGGAUUCUUACUGUGAUAGCUUUUUUUAAAUCUGAUUUUAGUUACUGGUUUUAAAACGUAAGCAAUGACGAAGAAUAGGACGAUGAAAUGCCGUCGUAUACGCGCUGAUUGAAUUGUACAAAACAAAUUGUGAUUAAAAAGCAAUGGACUGUG
Molecule: messenger RNA, 5173 nt
Organism: Anguilla rostrata (American eel)
Lineage: Eukaryota; Metazoa; Chordata; Actinopteri; Anguilliformes; Anguillidae
Gene: pkn1a
Product: protein kinase N1a
Exons: 22
Coding region: 1002-3806 (934 amino acids)
Biological process (GO): signal transduction; protein phosphorylation
Cellular component (GO): cytoplasm; nucleus
Molecular function (GO): small GTPase binding; ATP binding; protein serine/threonine kinase activity
Source: RefSeq, a predicted model, not a curated record